This is a messenger RNA of Raphanus sativus (radish), 2261 nucleotides long. RefSeq lists its product as uncharacterized. The record is from RefSeq and is a predicted model, not a curated record. Lineage: Eukaryota; Viridiplantae; Streptophyta; Magnoliopsida; Brassicales; Brassicaceae. Bases 177 to 1817 code for a protein of 546 amino acids. The transcript is spliced from 5 exons.
GAAAAUUUCGUCGUCCUCCGAAACGGGACGAGUCAGUAACGACGUGUUAUGUUUUGUUUUUUCAUUUAUUUUAAUCGACUCUUGACCUGAAGAAAAAGCUUCGUCUCUUCUUCGCAAGGAAGGAGGGGGAAGGUGAAGGAAACCUUCUUCGAAAAUCCCUUCCCUUCUUUAAUAAGAUGAAGAAUCAGUAUAGUCUUGGAAUUGAUGGUUUACGAAGCUCUCUUUCCCCUCCCCCCAUCGAUUCAUCUUCUUCCAAAUCUGAACACGAAGAUUCUAUCUUUCGUGAUUAUACUCUAGACCUCUCCUUCUUAUCCUCCGAUGAUUCUCUAUCCAACUUGUCUCGCCAUGUGGACACAACCAAAGAAAGACAGAUUGUAGAGGACAAGACAGUCCCUAAUCCACUUGUCUCGAAACUGCCUGAGAUGCUGAUUGUGUCCUCCACUGUUGCUGGUGAUGGCAAAUUGGAACUUUCAUGUCCCAACACAACUUUAUUAUCUGAAAAUUCUUCAACAGACUCCGAGGAAGAUACUCCUUGCUGGGUAGGAAUAAACUCUCGCAAGACUCUCCCCUCAGGUGCCACCUGCAGGCGCUCUACUACUGAUGAUCUCACUGGGUUUCCUAGGUUGAAUCCAUUGGCCCCACAGUUCAUACCAUCCAACUCCAAGAAGAUUCUUGAAAAGGAUGUGAAAAGCUGUGAAGAGAAAGGCUCUUCUUCUUCCUCUUUGAAGAAGUCUCUCUCUUCGGAUUUUCCAUCAUCGUCGUCAGGUGAAAGUUUGGGUUUUGUAUCUCAAGAUGAGUUCCAACAAUCUAAGAGGUUGGAUCCUUUGGCCCCUCUGUUUGUUCCCUCCAAUGCAAAACUAAGUCAUGAAAAGCAAGUAGCUUUUGAGACAACUUCUGCUCUUACUUAUUCAGAUAAUAAGUCGCUAGGGAAGGUCAAGGUAGAUACACCUUUGGGUUCAUUCAAUCCUUGGCUUGAAACCAAAGUUGGUAUUACUGAGUCUGCAAAACUAGGAAGCUCUAGCAACAAGUCUCCUGGUCAGAGGAGACUGAAUCCAUUGGCUCCUCAGUUCUCUCUUGCUGAUACUAAACCCAAAGCAUAUAGGUAUGAGAAGUCCUCAAUGUAUGUGGAACCGUUACUUCCCAACAUGUCACAUGGAAGUUCUUCGCUUAUAUCUCCAACAGCGGACAGUAACUUUGGGUCUACUAAGUGGUAUGCGGUGGAGCCAAACACUACUCUUCCAUUUCACGUGGUGGAAACUGCAGCGAGUUCGUAUUCAAGGAACGCGAAAGCUUUAUCUGGUGGCUCAUCUCCAAAGAUGGAUGUGAUGAAACUGCUUACGACGAUUCAUGGACUGUCAGAGUUGCUAACACUUGCACAUGGUUCGGAAUCUUCAGAUUCACCGGAAGAGCUUGAUCUCAUUAACAGUACUGUACAGAAUCUCAACAUGUACAUCCAAAAUGGCAUUCAGGAACAGGCUGUGAAUCAAAGCCUUGUACAACACCAUUCAUAUGAUCUACAGCUUUUAUCUAACAAGAGUAAGACAAACAAUAUGACCGCCGACCUUGAUGUUAGAAGGAAAGGGAAAUACUCUGUGGUCUCAGGGGAGACGUUUCCAGAUUCUGGUUUGUAUCAAUAUGGUGUGACCAAAGAUAACGGCUUUGGUCAGGUUGUGGCUAAAAGUGGUUACCAGCAGAAUCAUCAAGGCGAGGAGCAGAUUAACCAGCAUGCACUGUUCUAUAAAAGCUUAUGGCUAAAGGCUGAAGCAGACAGGUGUUUGAUGGUUUACGAGACUUCUCUUUCGAAUCCUGGUUCUUGAGGGUAUCAGAAAGGCUUCCACAAGGGGGACCUUCAGAUCAUUUCCUUUCGAUUAAUGCAGGUUGGCCGGUAAAAUUUCGGAGAACAAGGCUGACAUGUGUUGUGACUAAACGUGCAGAAGGAUGAAGUUGGUUCUUUUUUUUUUCUAUUUACUUUAAUUUUCAUGCUAGAUGACUGAAGAGAAUAAAUUUGAUUAUAAUCUCAGUACUUAAAACUUGCAUAAUCCUUACUGAUCAAAACUUGUUUUUCUUUUUGCCAGAAUCUGGGUACUGUUUGGUCGGUGGAGCCUUUUGAUUGCUGGAGAUUUUAAUGUUUUUUUUUUUUGCUACGUGGUCCUGAUCUUUUGGAUUCUAAGAUGUAUGUAUAAACAAACGAUUUGUAACUUCUCUCUUAGCUGUCAUUACGCUCUUUGUAAUAUAGUGAUUUUUCUUACAAACUUACACAA